Rhipicephalus sanguineus (brown dog tick) is the source of this 1691-nucleotide messenger RNA. Its product is annotated as venom metalloproteinase antarease-like TpachMP_B. Gene Ontology annotation, biological process: proteolysis. Lineage: Eukaryota; Metazoa; Arthropoda; Arachnida; Ixodida; Ixodidae. The transcript is spliced from 14 exons. Gene Ontology annotation, molecular function: metalloendopeptidase activity. Bases 98 to 1687 code for a protein of 529 amino acids. The record is from RefSeq and is a predicted model, not a curated record.
CGAUCACUCAUUAUUCCUCGGCAUCAAGUGGGCUUUGUAGGCGCAAGCGUGAAGUCUGUUUUGGACACAUCAGUGAAUUUUCGUAUUUCAGCCUAGUAUGGCUAGGCUGAAUGUUUCACGCGCCAUUUCACUCUCGUUUGCUUGGAUAGUUGCAGAACUUUGGUCGCCCCUAGCAGGGCCCGUGACAGAACGCCAGGUAUUCCCGACAGUGAUCGCUGAAAACAGCUCGGAAGGAACAAUAUCUGUUUUUAUAGACAAAGAUAUUAUAUUAACAUUGCAGGAAUCAUCUGCUUUCGCGAGUACAUUUAGAGUACUCACGUGCGGCCAAAAUGCCAUUGAUGAAAAAGAGAUAAAUCUGUCUGAGCUAGGUGGAAAAGUUUACACGGAUCGAAAUACACAAGCUGUGCUUCUGAUAUCUUGUGAGAAUGGACUACGUGUGACAGGAUUUAUAGGUGGCGGUGGUCGGAUAACAUUUAACGAAGACGCUGAGCCCAGCAAUGGCGGGAUAAUUGCUCAUACCUUACUAGGCAUUCACGGGAAUCACUCAAUGGAGGGGUUUUUUCGCGACAGAGAGAUUGCUGCUGAAGCGGAGAAUGUCGAAGUUAAUGCACGCUGUGGCACACCAACUUCAGGCCCAGCGUCUGCCGUAAUCGAGGUAGUACUCGUCGUAAGCCAUGAAUACAGCACUUCAUUCACCAGUACAAUUGGACAGGAAUACAAGGGCCUCCUUGAUUACUUGCGCGUCUUUUUGCAAGCAGUUAACGUAAUUCUCGGCAAUACGCAAAAGGAUGUGUUGGAUCUGAAGCUCGUCGUAUUGGAGUUGAUUGUGUUGACGGAAUAUACCGAAAUACUGAGCAAGAGGUAUCAAAAGAACGAUAAACUAAUUGAAGCCAGCACCCCGGAACCAUUGUUAAAUUUUAUGGAAGCUAAUGAACAUCUGUUCAGUAAUUCAGAUGUGGUGGUGUAUUUGAGCAAGCGCAACUUCGCUAUGACUACCGCAGGAGGAUAUAGCCAAGUCCGAGGCAUGGCAUAUGCUGGUACUGCGUGCACCAGUGACGGUGGUGUCUUGGUUGCUGAUGAUGCUACCAUGACGAAUGGCGUGACAACUUUUGCUCACGAAGUACUUCACGCUUUGGGAUCCGAGCAUGACGGCAGCCCGGCACUUGAUUACAUUCCAGGAAGCCCUGGCGCUGUAGAUUGCCCCGACGAAAAAAAAUACAUUAUGACAAAGACACCAUCAGCCGAUCUGCUUUCAUUGUCAAGAUGCACCCAAGAUCAGGUUGUGGUGUACCUAAACACUCAACAGGCUUCAUGCCUCAAGAAUGCAGAUCGACGCAACUCACCUCCGCCCAUCGCCGCAAACGUGCGAAAGCCAUUUAUUAACGCGACGAGAUAUUGUGAGCACCUUCACAAAGGUGCUUUAACCGUAGAGUAUAUCUCGAAUCACAGUGAUGGAUUCAACAUAGAAAAGUGCUAUUUGGUGUGCCUGACAAUAAAUGCAGAAGGAGAGAGGGUGCACAAUGUUCAUAAUGCGCCUGAUUACAUGCAAUGUAGUGAGACAAAGAAACUGGUUUGCCUUGGCGGUAUUUGUCGAGCGGUGCCUCUGAGGCCGAAGCUACCACAUCAGAGAGUACAAGAAGUUGCCAGAGAGCGUUUGCGACUACGAAGUCUGAUGCACAAGCAAUAAAACA